CAGGCGAGUGUGGUAAUCCUGCCCAGAUCCUUUGCUGAGGACUUUGAGAAGUUCUGCCAGGCCAACAAUGGUGCUCUGCCCCUCCUCUAUAGGAGCAAACCUGGUGAAUGGAAGCCGCCUCCUCCGAGUGCUGGCUUGGACAUCAGAAACGAUGGUCCACAGUACAAGAAAUACGAGUUUGGUUCCUGCACCGACAACUUGACAAGCCUAGAAGGUUAUUCGGAGCAGCUUAAAGACAUGGUCGUUUUCUACUUGGACUGCAGCAUCUCACCUAAAGAAGCCAUGCAGAAAGUGGGGAUUCCAAUAAGGAAUAAAGAAAGUCACCACAGCAUGGCCAUAUACAAGACAGCUGUUCCUUGCUCCACUGUUGGCAGGUUUUGCUGCCCUCUAGUGGUUACCAUGAUGCUUAUUCCCAAGGACAAACUGGAAACUGUUCUACAUGACGUUUACCUAACCAGAGGUUUGCAAGGAGAGCCCGUUCACAUUGGCUGCCCAGACCUGUUAGGAAUUGAAGAUCGUUCCAAACCAGACUAUGGGGAACCAAUAAUGCUUCAGCCAGGAGAUGUCCCAGUGUUUUGGGCCUCAGAGUUGACAAGCCUGGAAGCUGUCAGCAGCUGCAGGUCACCGCUGGCUUUUACCAGCUGUCCUGGGUGUGCAGUUGUUAUUGACCAGAAGGAUAAAAGCAUUCAAGUGAGUCAUCCUGGGGAAGUCCCAGAGGUCCAUUGCAUUUCCCAGAAUCCUCUCCAGUACAGCAUUACUUCAUCUUCCAGUGUACAGAAAAUUAGAGAGCUAGAGAACAUAAUUGCCAGAGAUCCAGGGAACUGAGGAAUAAAGCAUCUGUUCAACAAAGAUGAACUACUGAAGGCCUCCCUGUCUCUGUCACAUGCUCGUUCAGUGCUCAUCACCACUGGGUUCCCUACCCAUUUCACUCAUGACCCACCUGAAGAGACUGAUGGUCCCCCAGGAGCCAUCGCAGUGGCUGCCAUUUUGCAAGCUUUAGAAAAGGAGGUUGCCAUUGUUGUUGAUGAGAGAGCCAUGAGCUUGCACAGAAAGAUUAUUGAAGACUCAGUCAAUCAGGGUGUUCUGAAGACCACAAUACCUCUGUUAAGUUACCAAGGUCAGGAAAUAGGAUCAGCUUUCAUGUUUUUGUGUAAGGAUGGGGAUCCCAAUUCACCAAGAUUUGAUCACUUGGUGGCUAUAGAGCGCUCAGGAAGGGCAGCUGAUGGCAAUUACUACAAUGCUCGAAAAGUUAAUAUUAAGCAUCUAGUUGACCCAAUUGAUGAUCUCUUUCUUGCUGCACAGAAGAUCCCUAGAAUCUCAUCAACUGGUAUUGGUGAUGGAGGGAAUGAACUUGGGAUGGGAAAAGUCAAAACAUCUGUGAAGAAGUACAUCAAGAAUGGAGAUGUCAUAGCUUGUGAUGUGGAAGCUGAUUUUGCUGUCAUAGCUGGUGUUUCCAAUUGGGGAGGCUAUGCUCUGGCCUGUGCACUCUAUUUACUGAACAUGAGCGACAUACAUGGGCGCUACCUACGGAAAGCUGUUGGAUUGCCUACCACCUCAUCAAGAGCAGCAGCCUGGGCUCAGGCACUCCCAUCUAUCAUAAAGGAAGAGAAGAUGAUGAAAAUCCUAGUACAACACCAGGUCCGGAGUGGAGUAACUGGCAAUGUGGGGAUGGAAGUGGAUGGUCUGCCUUUCCAUGGCAUUCAUGCUGAAAUGAUCCAACAGUUGAUUGAUGUUACCACCAUGUAAUCCAUAUACACACACACACACACACAUAUACACAUAUACACACACUCUUUAUAUAAUCUCCAUCACCCUUUCUAGUUCUCCAUUUCCCCCCACCUCAUACAUACAUAUCCCACCCUAAAGUGGCUGGGCUGUAUUCUUGUGCCAGGUCAGGGGAAUUGGGAGAUUGUAAGAGAUCAUGGGAAGGAAUCCAACAGGUGGAGAUAAAUGCAAUUUCAAAGGUAAUUGGAAAGGAUUGGGAGGGAGGCAUUCUUUUCAUCACCUUCUACUUGCCCAGGAGGUCAUAUCAAUGGAAAUAUAGAGGAAUUCCCUUCUAGACUAGCUUUGAAAAUUCACUAAUGGUCCAAAAAAAAAAUUAAGCACAAAAGCAUGCAUGAUAGUGCCUUGUGGCUUAGCAUGGUGAAAGUGGAAAGAGCCUUCGAUCUUGACCUAAAAAACCAGAGUUGAAUCUGUCUGUGUCAGUGAGCAUGUCACAACCUCUCUGGUCCUCUUUUUCCUCACCAAUAAAAUGAGGCGGUUAGACAGGAUAACCUCUAAAAACUCUUCCAAACUAAAUCUGUGAUCUUUUAUGGAUGGACUUGAAGGGGAGACCAAGUAAAACAUU
Messenger RNA from Vombatus ursinus (common wombat), 2347 nucleotides. It is a transcript of the gene DGLUCY, whose product is annotated as D-glutamate cyclase. Gene Ontology annotation, molecular function: D-glutamate cyclase activity. The record is from RefSeq and is a predicted model, not a curated record. Lineage: Eukaryota; Metazoa; Chordata; Mammalia; Diprotodontia; Vombatidae. Gene Ontology annotation, biological process: glutamate metabolic process. The transcript has 11 exons.